This is a messenger RNA of Passer montanus (Eurasian tree sparrow), 1227 nucleotides long. It is a transcript of the gene MOGAT2, whose product is annotated as monoacylglycerol O-acyltransferase 2. Gene Ontology annotation, biological process: triglyceride biosynthetic process; diacylglycerol biosynthetic process. Bases 1 to 1008 code for a protein of 335 amino acids. Lineage: Eukaryota; Metazoa; Chordata; Aves; Passeriformes; Passeridae. Gene Ontology annotation, molecular function: diacylglycerol O-acyltransferase activity; 2-acylglycerol O-acyltransferase activity. The transcript has 6 exons. The record is from RefSeq and is a predicted model, not a curated record. Gene Ontology annotation, cellular component: endoplasmic reticulum membrane.
AUGAAAGUUGAGUUUGCUCCGCUGUCUGUGCCACUUCAGAGAAGGCUUCAGACAGCAUCAGUGGUUCAAUGGGUCUUCAGCUUCCUAGGUCUAGCACAGUGCUGUACUGCUGCCUUCAUCGCCCUCUUCUUCACUCGUUUUUGGCUGGUCAGUGCCCUCUAUGCUGCAUGGUGGUUAAUAGACAGGGAGAAACCCAGAAAGGGUGGGCGACGGAUCCCCGUCUUCCGGAACUGCAUCGUUUGGAGGUACAUGAGGGACUAUUUCCCUGUCACGUUGGUGAAGACAGCAGAGCUGGACCCUCGGCAGAACUACCUGGUGGGAUUUCAUCCCCACGGAGUCCUGGCAACUGGAGCCUUUAUCAAUUUCUGCACAGAGGCAUCUGGCUUUUCCAUACUCUUCCCAGGCAUCACUCCUCACCUGAUGAUGCUUUCCCUGUGGUUUCGCUUCCCGUUCUUCAGGGACUAUGUGAUGAGUGGAGGCCUCAUCCCCUCUGACAAGGAGAGUGCAUCCUACGUGCUGCAGAAGCCAGAGGGUGGGAACUUGCUGGUCAUCAUUGUUGGUGGGGCACAGGAGGCCCUGGAUGCCCAUCCAGGAUCCUACACCUUGCUGCUGAAGAACAGGAAGGGAUUUGUGCGCCUGGCCAUCCAGCAUGGCACGCCCCUGGUCCCUGCCUUUUCCUUUGGGGAGAAUGAUGUCUUUGAUCAGGUGAAGAAUCCCAAGGGCUCCUGGCUGAGGAAGAUUCAGCAUUGCCUCCAGCAGAUCAUGGGCAUCUCCCUUCCCCUCUUCCAUGCACGAGGCAUCUUCCAGUACAGCUUUGGGGUGAUACCCUACCGACGGCCCAUCUGCACUGUGGUUGGGAAGCCAAUUCCAGUGCAGAAGAAGCACAGACCCUCUGAUGAAGAAGUUGAUGAAAUCCAUCAAAAAUACCUAAAUGCGUUGUCCGAGCUCUUUGAGAAGCACAAAGCUAAAUACAAUGUCCCAGAAGACAGCCACCUGGAAUUUAUAUAGAGUGCCUAAGCGAGGUGAAACCAUGGAGAUCAAGCUCCAAGUUUUCUCCUUCACUGGAACCACUUCACAACCUCAACAUAGUCACACUUAACACAUAGUCUGUAUAGCAUAGGGAAAACAACUUGAUUUUCCCAGUAAUGCAUGGGUGUAGAGCCAGUUUUUCUUUUUUUUCUCCAUGUAGAACACAUACAAGAUAAAAAAGAGAAGAAAAACAUCCCA